AUCACGCAAGCGUGGGCCGAAGUCAAAAGUUUAAUUAAGAUUUUGCAUGGUCAGCAAAAAAAAAAAAAAAAAAAGGCACGAACGUUUAUGAACGCUAAUUGGGGUAUUUUUUUGACGUUCGAGAUGCUUUUUAUAUAUCGGGAAGGUUUAAUUCUGACGGUUUUGUUUGGGUUGUGCGCGUGCCAUGACGCAGAAGCGGAAGGAGAAGAGAAAUUCCGCAUUGAGGGCCGCGCGCUCGUGCACGGCGUGAGAGCAGAGCAGUGGACUCCGCUAGCGCACGUGCAGCUGGAUAGACAGGAGCAUGUCGGCUUCGUCAGACUUGAUGGAAGUUUCACAGUAAAUGAUGUGCCGUCUGGAUCAUAUGUGGUCCAUAUUGUGUCCCCAGUCUACAGAUUCGAGCCUGUCAGAGUUGACAUUACUUCAACAGGCAAAAUGCGUGCCAGAAGAGUCAACUAUAUCAAGACAUCUGAGGUAUUGCAAUUGCCUUAUCCUGUUCAGAUGACAUGUACAGGACAUCAUUCAUACUUCACAAAACGAGACACAUGGGGUUGGUCUGAUUUCUUCAUGAACCCUAUGGUUCUCAUGAUGGUUCCUCCUGUUUUGAUCAUCCUUCUUCUCCCAAAGCUAAUCAACAUGAAUGACCCAGGGAUGAGAAGGGAAAUGGAACAGUCAAUGAGUAUGCUCAAUCCCAGCACUGAGAUUCCGGAUGUAUCUGAGCUCAUGACCAAGUUCUUUGCUCCACCUAAAUGCCAAAGCAAAUCAACUCACAGGGGACACAGAGGUAGUGGUCCACGCAGGAGAUAACAUGUAUGUGAGCAAGAAGACAUGUUACACAUGCUUUUGUUUUAUUCUGAUUUUCCCUUUUCAGUCUUUUGCUAAAUUACUAUCACAAAUUGUGAGCCAUGAGAUUUCAAAUAUGUUUGAUGCUGUUACCAUCGACGGGGUUUUAGUUCUGUAUGUUUUUAUUACUUUGCUUUUUGAAUACCUUCUCUUAUUACAGUUCUGUUCUUAUUGUGCCAGAAUUUAUCGAGUGUUUGAGCUACUGGCUUAUUUAAUGCAUUGUGUGGACUUUGUCUGCAUGCUAUUAAAUUACUUUAGAACCUCUGAUUAGAAAAUGUGGGUCUCCAAAAAGCAACAGCCUUGGCUGACUAUGAAGGAAGUUGAAUGCUUGAAGGCUAAAUAUAUCACUAGUGAGAGUAAGACGGGCUGUAAGGGACAAGGGGUAAGAGAAACUGAGACUGAUGUUGGUUAUUGGGUAAUGCUUCUUUUGUGGAUGGGGACAUUUGACUGUUUGUAACCUUUAGUUACAGUGUAAACACCUAUCAUGUUGAUCAAUUUGUUGUGACAUCUAUUUCAUAGACUGUGAAAUAUUUUUGGAUGUUAUGACUGCAUGAACAUGAUGAAAUAACUUAACAUAAUUUAUACUACCCAUACUAAUAUAUCUUUAAAAAACUUAUAUAAUAAAGAAACAUUUGAACCAACAGUG
This is a messenger RNA of Tachysurus vachellii, 1486 nucleotides long. Its product is annotated as ER membrane protein complex subunit 7-like. The transcript has 5 exons. The record is from RefSeq and is a predicted model, not a curated record. Gene Ontology annotation, cellular component: EMC complex. The coding region runs from base 88 to 804 and encodes 238 amino acids. NCBI's taxonomy places the organism in Eukaryota, Metazoa, Chordata, Actinopteri, Siluriformes, Bagridae.